GGUGCGGGAGAGGGGGUCCGACCGACCGACGCACAGGCGGGGCCUCCGUCGCCUUGGCCACUCCUCGUCUUCCCUCCUCCUCCUCCGCCUCCUUUUUUUUUUUCCGCCUAGGCUGACCCAGCCAGGCGGGCUGAAAGGAGGCGAGCAGGCGCCCUGGGCCCGGCUUGGCGCGCCGGGUGGAGUCUCGGCGCCCCCUUUCCCCCCCCGCGCCCGCCUCCCUCCUUUCCCUCCGGCUCCCACCCCCUCGGCAGAGGCUGCUGAGGCGCAGCGGGGGCGCGAAGGGUGCCGCCGCCGCCGCCGCCUCCACCGCAGCCUGGGCCUGAAACAAGAUGGCGGCCCCGGGCGAGUACUUCAGUGUGGGCAGCCAGGUGUCGUGCCAGACUUGCCAGGAGCAGCGGCUGCAGGGCGAGGUGGUGGCCUUCGACUACACCAGCAAGAUGCUGGCGCUCAGUAUCCUGCUGCUUGCGUGGAAGUGGUGGGAAGGGGGGGCCGGGUGGGGGCAUGGCGAGGGCUGGUUGCCGGCGCCCUGGCCUGGCGCUAAGGGAAAUGGGGCUGGUGGAUGUUCGCGGGGAGGGAGGAGGCACGUGAGGUUUCCUCGGUCGGCCUGAUCUGGGGGAGUCGGGGGGGGGUUGUGUUUGGGAAGGUUGAGGUUUGGCUGGGGGGGGGUUGGCGGUGUAGCGAACCAAGAGACGGAGGGAAACCGCCGGCGUGGUUUUGGGGGGGGGCGGGGAGAGAAAUAGAAUUUUUUUUGGGGGGGUACUUGUUAGCAAAAGGAGUGUAUGCGUGUGUGUGUUUAUAUAUGUGUGUGUGUAUAUGUUCAAUAUAUGUGUGUGUGUUAUAUUAGAUAGAUCUAAAGAGAUAUGGGUAUAUUUUGCUGCCUGGAGGGUAUAUCUUGCCUCUCGUGAGCCACAGGGACCUCGAAAGGGAGGUGGGGAAUAAUCCUGUUUUGUUUGUUUUUCCAAUGGAGGAUUAGGGAGGCUUGCUAGGUGAAAUCUAGGAAAGGGAAACUUAAAAGGGUGCUCCUGGGCAUGAGCGAAAAUGAAAGCUGGUGGCGGCCUUAUUGAGAGGAGGAAGGCUGAAGUGGGAAUUGGAGCUGGGGUGGGUGGUGGGAUGUGUCAGAAAACAGCUUUUUGGUGUGUAGAAAAAGAGGCCAGGGCAGGAUUUUUAGUGACCCAAGUGUUGGAAGAUCCCCAUAUUACGAAAGAUGGGGAAAGCCCCUCUGAACUUGACUCAGGGCUGCCGCAUGGAGGCAUGUGCUUCAGGUGAUUUCUCAACACUUGGUGGGUAGUAUAGCCUGAAUUUGCGGCCUGAACCCGCUGAAAAACGUGGUGUUUUAAAUGAAAUGAACCUUUUCUAUGAUAGACAACGACUUGCACAUGUGAAGGUUAAUCUAAAAUACUUAACAUGGCUGUCCUAAAGUAAUGAAUGUGUAUGCUACAAACAUGCUUAUUAGACUUGGGGUAUGUAUUAACUGCCCACAGUGAUGCCAGUUGAGAUAAGGUUAGUGCUGAAGAAGGGUUGAUGUGUUCCUUACAAAGCCCCAGGGGUCUGUGUUGAGCACAUUCAGGCAUCAACAAUAAAUUAGGCCUAAAAUGUAGUUCGCCCCAAAAAAUGUCUUUGGAACCGAGAUAAGGAUUUGGUGAACUUGAUGUACCUGGGGGCAGGGAGGAAGCUUUGAUGCUGGAUUGUGUUGCUGAACAUGUUUAUUGGGGGAUUUUUAGAUCUUUGGUUUUGGAUAGCAUCCCUGGGAAAUGUUAAGAUCCAUGUAGCUUCUUUCUCCAUGCUGGCAGUAAGGGGGGUGUAAGUGGGGAAUGUUUUCCUUGCAUAUUAGAAGUCCAUUGUGACCAUUCAGACAUGAAAGGGUGAUUGCAUGCUUCCCCUCGCUCUCAAGCCCUGAUUUAACUGUAGUUAUGUGUUUCAUUGUCACCAGUUGUUGACUGUAGUUAAUAUAAAUGCAGAUGUACUACUUGACCACAUGGUUAAGGCAAGCAGGGAAAUUUGAGCUAGAAAUGGGGAGAGGCAAUAUGUAACACUCUCAAUUUUGUCUGCAUGGGCAUUGGGCCAUUGUACCUAAAGUAGAUUCCUAGGCUAUAAAGCAUAUUGGGCUCAGGUACUUAAGCUUUUGUUGCUUCCCAAUUGCAAGAAUCCAUCACUUUGCAAAUUGAUGGGUCCUCCCAGGGAUGGCAUGUGCCAGGGCAGGGUGCCUCAUAUGUGUCUGUUGUUGAGAGCCCAGUUAAGUGUCCAUGCUUUGAGCUUGGCAUACGUCCUGUGUUUCUAGAAGUUGGGUUUAUAAAAUUCUAUGUGGUCUGGGAAAGGCGGGUAUGAAAAAGGUUUUCACCUUGCCCCGUAAUAAGAGAACCUGCCGUCAUCCAAUGGAAAGUUGAGGCUUUGGACGGAGCAAAGGAAGGACUAUUUUGCACAGUGCAUAGUUAACUAAGGAAGUCUCUAACACCAAAUGUGGUAACUUCCAGCUUAGCUUUAAAACAAGGUUGGACAGUUUCAUGAUGGGUAAGCCCAUUAGUGGCUACUAAUCUUAAUGGCUGUAUAUUACACCCAGGGUCAUCCAGUGAAGUGGAAUCAUUCAGAGGCAACAUGAUUUUCAGUAUUGGUUUCUGGGGAAUAAGGGUGGGAGAGAACUGUUGCCUUCCUGUCCUGUUUGUGUGCUUUGUGUAGGCAUCUGUUGAGCCACUGUGGGAAAUGGCAUGCUGGACUAGAAAGGUCUGUGCCCUGAAUGCAGCAGGGGUCUGCCUUAUAAGUAACACUGCCGUGCGUGUUCUGGGUUAUUUGACUGCAGCCGUGCAAAUAAAAACAUCCCAAAGCCAUUUGCACCAGUAUAUCUCUGGGCAGUUUGAAUGGCGAGACUAGCAAGCUGCAAAAGCAACUAAUACCAGCAGUCUUCUGGGUGCCUAAAAAAAGUGCCCAGUACUUUGAACAUUCAUAUUUUACCUGUUCCUAUGUUUAGUUUUGUGUUCACAUCCCUGGGAUGUAAAUUUGUCAUGAAUUUGGAGUGAGCCAACCCUUCACUGGAGGUUCUGUAGAUAGGAUAGUGUUGCUUUGUGGUAACGUGUUACAGUAAUAUGUUACCUAUUGUAACAUGCUCCCUAUAUUGUUGCACAGAAAGUUUACAACAACUGCAACCUGUAGAGCAGCUGGCUAUAAACUUCAUGCAUGAAACUCAUGCAGGGACUACAAACAUCCUUGGAAGUGGAUCUUUGCAAUUAGGCAUUACAUGUGUAAACACUCUUCCUUCAAAUGGUAUUUGUUCUUUGAGCUGUUGAAUUAUAUAUUUUUUGGAUUUGUUUCCUUAACGAUCUUUUCCUCCAGAAUGCCCUUCGUCAAGCGGCAAACCUAACCACGCAGAUAUCUUGCUUAUAAACUUACAGUACGUUUCAGAUGUGAAAAUAAUUAAUGACCGUACAGAAACCCCCCCACCUUUAGCUUCUCUCAAUGUUAGCAAGGUAAGAAUCCUUUUUGGGGGUUGGUUUUCCAGCCAAUUAGAGUACUGGAGCAUGUUUAAAACCUUUAACAGCAUGACAUUUCUCUGUUUAUUUAACCAAGCUGUCUGCUUUGUGAAUUUCAGCAUGGCAUGGUUAGCCAUAUUGCGGUCCUUUGGUUGGUGCAAUGAGCCCAUCUAUAUGCCCCUUUUUAUACUAUUUCAAACAUUUUUUAAGAGAGUUCAGAAUUGUCAAGGGAGUGUCUGUAAUUGGUUACAGUGAAAGGAAAAUUAAAUAAAACAGCUCUUGCUUUAAACAAUGGUGAACUUAACUUUGGAAACAUUGGAGAGUUUUAUCUGGUUUAGCUGAUGCCUUUUAGUUAGGAUACAGGUUUCUCAUCUACCUGUAUCCCCAUCAUGGGCAGCCUCACAUCUACAAGAUUGUAGUUACUGUUUCUUUCUUAGCGCCCCUUCUCCACCCCUGUAAGAUUGUCUCCUGCAAGGUGACCCAGUAUUGAGCCUCUUCAGUCUCCCUUACAAACUCCCAGCUCUGGUUACCUUGGUGUGGAAGCAAUUGAAAAAAGAAUUGCAAGAGCCAUGAGAAGAGACUCAGGUUUUGUGUAGUGGUUAGAGGUUCCCCAAGUCUUGCCCUUCUACACAUGGUUUAUUUAGGGCUGGAAUGUGGAAGGUUGAAAGAAGGCUCCCAUACACAUGCACCUUGCUCACUCUCACAGUACACAGUUUAAAAGGCAAUGGACUGUGAGUAUCAUGAGAGUAGAAAUAGCACAUUGGCUUAAGAGCAAAGCCAUUUGGCCUUCCAAAAAGAGGAGUGAGUUAGGGCAUCACAUAAAACCAAAGAAAAUGGGUGCUGUAUCAUGCUGAAAUACUUUCUCCCCCCACACUAUAAUAUCUGCUUACUGCCUUUCAGACUUGUCUGUACAGUGUUAUAAUUUUGCUAAGUGUGUUUGCCUAUCCUGGUUCUUGCAUCUGUUGGGAGGAAAACCUCUGCCCACAUUAUGGAGGAUUCCUCAUCACUGGCAUGUGUUGUUCAAAAAACAGAAUAUGCCAACUGAAAGUAUAUUCUCUAUACUUGGGGAUAUUAAGUAAUUAAGAUAUUAAAUCUGUUCGACUUCCAAAACGUUCAAAAAUCAAAUCGCAGCUUCUGAUUGGCUGCAGGAAGCUCCUACAGCCAACCAGAAGCUGCUGAAGCCUUGUUGGAUGUUCGGCUUCCAAAAAUAAUCCACAAAUCAUAACAAUUAACGACAUUUGGGAGCCAAAACGUUCAGGAACUAAGCUGUUAAAAAACCAAGGCACGACUGUAUUUCAGGUUAGUUCAUAACCCAAGUUCUACCACAAAUUGCACUACAGUGUAGUGUAAUGGAUUGUGUUUACCUAAUUCCUCUUCUUUCUUUAAUAAAAAUCUAAUUACUUCCAAAGGUUGUGAUUUCCAUAGAGCAGGCACCCCCAAACUUGGCCUUCCAGAUGUUUGGGACUACAAUUCCCACCAUCCCUGACCACUGGUCUUGUUAGCUAGGGAUGGUGGGAGUUGUAGUCCCCAAACAUCUGGAGGGCCGAGUUUGGGGGUGCCUGUCAUAGAGCUACUGUGUGCUUUGCAUCAUUGAGGGCAGGGUACAUGAGAGGCCGGGGUGUGUCUGCUCAUGAGAUGGAAUAUGUUGCAUCCCCUGUCAUGCAAAAAUUAUUUUCCUUCAAAUAGAACUGUAUUUGAGGCUUAGAGUGUCUGCAGCCAUUUGCGAUCCAAGAUUAAGAUCUCUGCAUUUCUGAUAUCUCCUUUCCAGCUUGCGAACAAAGCACGGAUGGAGAAGGAAGAAAAGCUGAGCCAGGCAUAUGCAAUUAGUGCUGGGGUCUCAUUGGAAGGACAGCAGCUUUUCCAGACUAUACACAAGACGUAAGUAUUAGGGAUGGGAAGGAAAAAUGUGGAGUUAGAAGGCAGCUGGGGAGGGGCAGAGACCUGAAUCCAAUUACUAAAUGCAGAAAUCGCUGUCAAAUGCAUCCACCCCUUGCCAAGUUAUGUGGUUCCACCAGAUGGUAAUGGAAGUUUCUUUCCAUGUUUUCCUUACUUUUUUAAUUCUUUGAAAACCUGUUUGCCUGUGGCCGGUCAAAGCAGAAUGUGCUAGGUAGAUAAUUUAUUCAGAUUGCAAAUAACUUUGAUUACUGUAGUGUAGAUUGUCCUUUUAGUGCAACGUACACAUGGUCCUGGCUCACGUGGCUUGCAUCAGGGGUCCCAAGAAGACUAAUAGAUUUGGGUCUCCAGCUGUUUUUGGACUACAGCUUCCAUCAUUCCUAGCUAGCAGGGCCAGUGGGCAGGGAUGAUGGGAACUGUAGUCCAAAAACAACUGGGGACCCAAGUUUGAGAAACACUGCUCUAGACCAAUAAGGAUACUUUGAACACUGAAAAGAGUCUUCUAGGGAAGAUGAUAAUAUGAAAUUUGACCAGCUGUUGCAUUUGUCUUGAUACAUGGAUGAUCUGAAUAGCGCUUCAUGAAGCUUAUAGUUCUUUGCUAAUGAAAAGUGUUGUGUCUAACAUCUUGAUCUGCAUGACUUACGUGUAAACCCCCGCUACAAAAUGUAACCCAGUGAACAGAAAUCAUUCUUGUUUUUUUUGGAGAGGGGUGGGUUUCCUGUAUUGCAAAAAGCAUAUAAGAGUGAUACACAGUGUAAUAACACACUCAUGAAAACUUGAAUCACGUGCACUUUUUAAUGUAUUUACAUAUACAGGUGCUGUGUUUAGAAUCUGCUGUGCAUGUAAAUAAUGCAGUUUAAUACAUGUUAAUAAAUAAGGCUCGCUAAUUCAUUGGAAUUCAAUGAAAGAUAGAUCACUGAGUAUGGUAAAACAGUUGGUGGAUUCAGUAAGAAUGCUUUUCCAUUAAGCAGUAAAAUACAUCCGUAAACAAACCAAAUAUAAUAGGUACAGCUGAAAAGAACCCGCUGUAACCUGAUGAAUAGCAUUAUCAAUAUUCCUAAGUACCAUGCUUAUUUAUCAUAGAUUCCAAAAUACACCUUCCUGUCUGACAGGCUUCUAGAAUUGCAUCUUAAUCAUAACAGAGGCCAUGCUAGAAAUAGUGCUCAGUUUCUAGACACCACCUCAUGUGUGAUAAGUUCGGAAAAGUUACUGAAAUGCAUUACCAGUGAAGGUUUUAUAACUUUAUAAAACAGUUUAUAGUUAAAAUACCUUAAACACUUCCUUUCCCCCCAGAAUAAUUUAAUAUGGUCUAAUCACUGUAGCUCUGCAAAGAUUUGAGUAAAAUAAUGCAACUCUGCAGACGUUGUAUAUCAGCUAAUACAAUAUUGCAAUUCAGUUGAUUGGGAGAAAUAGGAUUGCUUAGACUAGUCUGCCAUAUUUUGAAACACCGACUUGGAAUAUGAGCUUUUUUUAAAAAAUCAGUUAAUUGAGGCUAUAAACCUGGAAAGGAAAUAUGGGCCUUUUUUCAGCUUUGCUUAUUAUAUUAAAUGCUUGCUGCAAAUUGAGUUAUUCAGUUUGUUGUGGAUUGGUCUGGAAACCCGUUUUUUAAAUUUUCCUUAGUCGUGGAAUGAUAUGUCUGGCGAUAAUCAGUUUCUUUCUGCUGACAGUCCUUGAAAUAAGUUCACAUAGAUAAUUUCAAGUAAACAACUCUCCCCUGCUGGCAGGAGGAAGCUUUGGUAAAUUGAGUGCUAAUAACUGCUGAACAAAACUCUGGACUGAUCACCAGAGAAGUAAUUUCCUAGCCCUAUUUAUGUGUUAUCCGGGUGUAGGAUACUUGCAUGGUGUAGCAGGUCUGUGUUGGUGUGUUGCCCCUGGCACUUCAUCCCUUGGCCAGCCAUGCUGCCUGACAUCUUUGCAUUGAGUGCAUAUGUCAGAGGAGCUGCUAUGCACAAACAGCUGCUUGUGUAUAGGGGCUCCAUGCCAUAUGCCUGAACUCAGUGUGUGAAAUUCAGGAUGGAACCAGCCUAGGGACGUGAUGCCAGGGGCGGAGUAAUGUUUUGACUAAGCAGGGACAAAAAUGGGUUGUUGGCCCUCCCAGCCCCCUGCUGAAAAAGUUUGCUGACCCCUGGACUAUAGGAAAUGAAGUGCUUUUAAUUGGACUAGGACUGGUGGAUUAGGGAUGUUGUCCUCUGCUCUUCGAAAUCCACAUUUGCAGGAUCCUUUUGUGGUCUACCACAGCCUGAUUUCUUUAGUCUUUUGUCCUGGCCCCAUUCCCUCUGUUUAUAAAGUCUCAUGGUCUCCCACUGCCUUCUCCGGCGUUCUUAUAUUAAUGUAAACCAUGACCUGUUCAAGCACCCAUUUCUGUGCAGUGGUCAUCAUGGUACUGGUAUUGCAGUAAUGCUAAAGAGGAAGGCAUUGGGGUAGCUGCAUGGCAGCUCUUAACCACCUCCUACAUCCCUCUUUGUAGUUUUGCUUUUCAGUAACUUAAGUUUUUUUGUGUUGUUACUGUUUUUGGUAAAAAUUGAACCCUUUGUUGCUUCCUGCAGUAUUAAAGAUUGUAAAUGGCAAGAGAAGAAUAUAGUCGUGAUGGAAGAAGUUGUCAUUGCCCCUCCAUACCAAGUGGAAAACUGUAAAGGCAAAGAGGGGAGUGCCCUAAGUCAUGUACGCAAAAUAGUAAGUAGACCGAUGCCUGUGGACUGUGGGAGGGCAGGAGGAAAGAGGUAUGACUCAAAAGACUGACUCAAGUUGUGCCAGCAGCCAUACUCUGCAUUGAAUUGUCUAGGCCUCCCACCUGCCUUCAGCGUUCGCUGCUAGGUUUUGUUUGGCUAAAGAUAUCCUUUUGUCCCAAUUGUGUGCUGUUUCUUUGGUGAAAUGGAGAGUGGUUUAAAACCUGGACUAUUGAUUCUGUCCGUAAAACAGAAUGGAAUUUUCAUUGUGGUAAAAGUUGGAUUUCCAGUGUGUUCCAUUCAAGUUAACUUCGGACCGUGACAAACAUCAUAUUGGCACCUUUGUGUGCAUGUGUGUGCGCGCAUUCCCAGAACGCACUUUUGCCCGUGUGGCAGUGGAGUGGGGAGGCACGUACGCUCUGGCCCUGGGUGGACUUCAAAGCCUUGGUCUCUGCUGUUUGUGCAGUCGCGGGAAGAAGAGUUGUCAUUGGCUAUAGGCUACCUUGUAAAUCCCGCCGUAGCCUGCGGUUCAGCUAAGGUCAUCCACCGUUAGGUUUCUUGAUAUGGGACCUGCUGCGUCUGGCCAGCACUAAUGCCCUUGCCUCCUUCUCCAUCCAGGUCGAGAAACAUUUUAGAGAUGUCGAAAGCCAAAAGGUGAUGCAGCGUUCACAAGUCCAGCCAACACAGAAGGAAAGCGCCCUCUCGUCCUGAGUCCCACCUGCCCUUCCUGGUUGCUACAGAUUGCUCCUGCGGGGGGUGGGGGUGGGGGGAGCCCUUCCAACACGCAGCAGCAGAUGACACAGACUUCUUCAAAAUGAGGUCGGGGGAGGGCAGGGGGGGUCCACUUCUAUUUUGUGGCGGCCCUGUAAUGAUGGGACCCACAGCUUCUGAACUUUAGACUUCAAAAAACAAGAGAAUAAUUUAAAAACUCAUUCAUUACUUG
Podarcis lilfordi (Lilford's wall lizard) is the source of this 8963-nucleotide messenger RNA. Lineage: Eukaryota; Metazoa; Chordata; Lepidosauria; Squamata; Lacertidae. The record is from the annotation of a GenBank genome assembly.